AUGAACUUUUGGACAGUGCCGUCAGUUGAUGAUAUUCCACCAAAUGUGUCUUCUGGAACCGAUCUGGAACCACGCACGGCUGUAGAAGUGGAGGCGGUGGAGCGUCGGCGCUGGUUGCGACUUGUGCAGGAGGCUUGGCUUCGCCGUGGCCGCCGCGUGCCGCUUUCGGAACGGGAACCUCCGGCGGGCGGCAUAGCGGCAGAAGCUGCGGUUGUGCCGGCAGCGACAACUGCGGUAGUGGUGAGUAUUAACAUUAACCCCCUGCUUUGGGGAGAGGAAGGAGAUGGAAAUCAAGAGGAAAACUCCAUUCAGGCGUUGGAUGCGCCUUAUGUUUUCGGCUGGCGGUCACUGGGACUUCUCCCUGGUGACAGUUUCAACAUAUUGGGAGAAUUGGGAAAGCAACUGGAACGCCGGUACCAGGCCUUAUCAAAGCGCUCGCUGAUGGUUAAACACUGCCAUAAUACUGAAGUGAGCCGGUUGCAUCGGGGUCUCAUGCAGUGCCGAGAACGUGCCGGGGGACGUGGAAAGGUAAUUUUUCAUUACGGUGGCUACGGUGUACCGCGACCGCAGUCGGGAUUAAUAUACCUGAUGGAGCCAUCUGGCAGUGCUGUGAAGUGUCGCACCAGGACGCUCUUCGAGAAGGUCGGAUUGCCGCUGGUUGUGGUGGCUGAUUGUCCAAACGCUAGCGAACUUUUAAGGAAUUUCCUUCGCUGCCAGAGUUCGCCCAAACCGGAGCACAACACGGGGAGUGAUGCCGAAGGUGACACUUCGUUUGCACAAGGACCUCCAGAUGCGGACCGCCCCACGCUGCGGGUGCCCCAUGAGGGUACGGCAGGUGUAUCAUCAUUUGAUGCUGGUAGUGAAGAAACUUGCGCCACUUCGUCCGUGCUGAGUGAUUUUUUCUUCCUUGGUGCUACGUUUUCAGGGGAGUUGCCCCAGCACCCAAAGCUGCCCUCAGAUAUACUCACCUCGUGUCUUAUGACACCGUUACAGAUGGCACUGCUGUGGUUUAUGGUUGAGAACGAUUCCCUAACAGAUAUUCACCCGCUUUUGCCUUUCCUUAUACCUGGGGCACUGGAUGACAAGAAGACGCCACUUGGUCAGCUUCAUUGGGCGACUAUGGCCAUAAUGGAGUGCAUUGCUUGGUCUUCUCUUCCGUACAAAACGUUUGUGCACUUAUUUCGUGAAGAUGUUGUCGUCGCUCCGUUAUUUCGUGGAUUCUUGCUUGCGGAACGCAUCAUCACAGCCCUGGGUGGUGAGGUUUGUGUUUAUCCACCGCUCCCGCAUAUGGGAAACCAUCCACAAUGGGAUUCGUUGGAUUGCAUUAUUGGCAGAACUUUUGUCUCCUUGAAGCGAGCAGUUCAGCCAGCUCCUCCCACCUCACUGACAACGUUGGAGUUUCGCGAGUGGCUCGACUGGAACGUCACUAAGUGGCGAUGCGAGCAGCGUUCCAUGUCGCUUCCAUCACUUGGUAACCGUCCUGUCACUGUGCCUGAUUUCCUUGAGGAGGAGCUGCGCUGCUUGAUGGCUGUGGCGGAGCGGGUAACGGAGCAGAGCUUGUUCCACUGCGGGGGCAUUGCCUGGCAUCAGUGUAGACGGCCGGGACAUAUCGGACCGCACAGGACUGGGCCACGGAAGGUGAGUAUUUACAGAGGUAUGGGGGAGGAAGCGGCAGUUGACCCUCUUCUCGCAUGCAGCACAGGCUCAAAUGAUCUCAGUGGUUGUGGGUGUUCCGGAGGUGCAUUCAUGAGGCCCUUCCCUUCUGUCGCCGGGUUGCCCAUGUUGCUGCAGGGUUUGCUUGUGGUGGCACACCGUGAUGAAGCUAUGAAGGUCCUCUGCCGUUUCAUUGAUGCCGGACUUUCGGCCGCGGCGGCAUGCGCAAAAGUUGGAAUAUUCGACAUGGCGUUAGCGCGUUUUUGGAGCCGGAGUGAUCUGCAGCAUUUGCUACCUUCUAUGUUAUUUGUGUACGCCAAGGCAUGCUAUGCGGACCCAUCGCUUGCAGGACUGGCGUGGGCACAGCGAAGCGCCGUAACGACGAGUUGCCUGAAGGCGUUGGAAAGACCCUUCAGCCUGCCUAGUGACCCUCCUGCUGGGCCUGGUCUGUGGCAGUGCAAGGAACUCGGUUAUUGGCUGGAGUCUGAAGGCCAGCGUGUGCUCUCUUCAGCCAUACUAUCCAUGACCAGCUUCUCAUUUGACCAAGACAGGAAGUAUCUUCUUGAGAGUGGCGCACUCAAUCUUUGCAGCGAACUUCUGCGAGAUGCCAGCGUCAGGGUGCCGUUGUUGCAGCGGGGGUCUGCUGAAGUGUACAUCAAUCAGUCAAGGGGGAGCCGCGUCCAACAUCAUUUCGUAGCAACCACCGACGCUUACGCGGCAAGAUUAACAACCUCUAUCACUUCUCUUCUCGCGUUGUUCGUGGCAUUGACGUGGAAGGCAAGUGCACUUGAGCCUGGCGCUGCGAGACCAAUCAAUGCUGGGACCGAAGGAGCGCUGACGAACGGCAGUGGAGGCGAACAGAAGUUGGGGUUGGAAGAGUUAGCAUCCCCUUUAAAGACGCUGCACCUCCUUUCGUGGGCAUCUUCAUCUAUUAUACGUGGAGCGGCUCUUAAAGCCAUAUCUGUGACUAUGUCGUCCAGUUGUACGGACGAAGCGACAUCGUUACGAUGUAUUCACAUUAUUGUUGAAUGUGCCAACGUGCUUGUUGCUCCUCGUGAGGGGAAUAUGAGCAACCGAAUCGAUCUUGUCGAUAUUGUCUUUCUUUCUAUACGGUGGCUGGUGCGAUACUUGUCUGCUCACAUGCCAAUGGAAACCGUGCGGGCUUCCGUUCAGUGCGCCUCCGAAAAAAUAUAUCGCGCUUCAGAAGCGGGUGAGGGUGGUUCUAACGGUGGUGGUGAAGAGGAUAUCCUCCCAGGUCUGGUAAGUGGUACGCGCUCGCUGAUUUGUGACAUUUACUUUCCCAAAGGGUGCCCACUGGAGUCGUGUCCAUCAAAAUGUGACAAUGACCGCGCCAUGGAAGUCGGUUGCCCCAUUGUUUUUCUUGCACGCCUGGUGUGCUGGACAGGGGCUGCAACACAUGAUCCGUGUCCUUAUGUCUCCUCUCGUGCGGAGGAGGCACUCAGUUGUUUACCACCACUUAGCGCGGGCGGCUUCUUCACGCAGCCAACAACCCCGAGGGAGUCAGGUGCGGUAGAAAAAUCGACAAAAGUGCCCAGUGACGCCAAAAGUAGGAGGUUUUUAUCGAUGCUUCGUAGCUCUGUAAUUCGGGUUCUAAAACGGGGAAUGCGAGGGACAGGCAAUCGUUCUGACGGUGCUGCAUCACGAGGCAAGGCAGCCGGUGUGGAACGCGAUCGUCGACUUAGUAAUGAAAGUGGUGGCGUCGCGGACGUUCAGACUCUCGCGUGCGACGCUGUUUUACCACGCAGGAUCGUUUCCACUGGUAGUGGUGCAGCUGUCGCAUCCUUUGUUUUCACUCUUCUGGGUUUCCUGGACGAGCUGUUGCUAGUACCAAUGGACGAUGAUGAUCCACGAAAUACCUUUAACCUUAGGAGGGACUUCUGCAUGAGAGAGUACGUGCACAAGGUGAGAAAUGAAUUGCGGCUGUCAGCGCCCCCCGCUGGUUAUAGUGGUGAUAGCUGUAACCUACCUGCGGUGCCAUCCCCACCUCUCCCGACCUGGUCCCCACCAGUCUCUCACGUCGAGGGUGUAAAACCAUUAGUUGACGAGGAAAGGGAACCGAGCGCCAUGUUAUCUCCCACUGGGAGCCAACUCCCCCUGAUCAACCUUUCGAUAACUUCCGACACGAGCCUUGGGGCGUCGGCUUGGUCACACCCGGUCAGCAACGUUUCAUUUGAGCAUGACGGGCUUAUCGGCGUGAUGGCAUUCCACAUGGCGGAACGGCAUCUCGUAACGGGAACCUCUCAUGGUACGGUGCAGGUUUGGUCGUGGAGCGCGGAAGAGCAUCUCACCGCCAUGGCUGGCCGUUCCUCUACUGCCCUGAGCGCGGCGUGCUCAUUAACGGCGGCAACAGCGUCGGCAAGCACAUCACCGGCCACAUCAGUCGGUGUGGGUUCCACCUCUGUUCAUGUGAAAGCGACGUGCCGGUGGAUUUCAGAUAUUUGUGCCCCGGCGGUAACGUCGUGGGUUGAUCCCGUUGCAUUUGCCAGGACUACAACGCUGUAUAAUCAACAGCAGCAAUCGGGUCCGCGAAAAAAGAUGACCUCUGGGAUCAUUGCCAAGUCGUCGCACGGGUGGGUGGGGCUUCCGUGGAACAUCCAUUCGGCCUGGCAGUGUCCUGAGGAAGAUAGCCCGGUUAUUUCCGAGCACUGUGCUACGAAUUCUAUCAAGUCGGUUACUGGAUUACAUUUUGUAGAUGCCGCCUAUCGCACGUUGUUGUGCGUAGUGGGUUCCUCGGGGUCGGUGCAGCUCUUCAUGGACUACGCUGGUGGGACUGCAGUGAAGCGUGUCACCUCAUUUGCGACUGCGGCAUGCGGGGGGAGAUGUGGCGGGGGUCGCAUGCCUUGUCUUUCCUCCUAUCAUGUACCAGCGACUUUAUUGCAUGUAAGUGGGCCUGAUGGGUUGAUUGACUCAUGGGAUUUGGUGUGUGAGCACAAGGUUUUGGAGGGCAUUGGUAGCCAACAGUCAUCCUUUAUUAUGCCCUCUGUUAUAACACCAAGCUCCACUGAUGAUUCAACCGUAGCUGUUGGCGCCGGUUCGGUUUACUUAUUUGAUCUGCGAAAACCCGCUCGGGCCACUUGUAUUUUCCCUAGCAGCGCAGAGUCGGAGGAUGACGCGGCAAAGCCGCCUGUAGGUGGUGCAGAAAAUUCGAAGGGCACGUGCCUCCAUAUAAGUUUCCCUUAUUGCUAUCCCCAUGUUAUUGUGACGGGAUAUGGUGGCGCGAAGGGGGUUGUAACGCUUUGGGAUAAGCGGUUUCCCCGCGACCCUCUUCGGCAGGUGGUGGUGGCGGAGCCGGUUGCCCCCGCUUCAUCGGCUUUACGCAAUCCCGUGUGUCGAAUGGAUGUGCAGCCGUAUCAUCAAACCCUCUCAACCGUAUCAGCGACUGCAGAUGCGAUUUUCAUUAGUGAUGUUAUGGAAGAGUCUGCAGUGAAUGGACAGGCGAGGGCCUCGUACACGCGAGUGAAGGAACUCCCUGGUGCGGUGGCUUUUCAUCCCAUACUUCCGAUUUGUGCUGUAGCGACUGGAGGGCCGCCGCGUAUUUACGGUCGUAGCACGACAUGUGUGUAUGAUUAG
Trypanosoma brucei brucei TREU927 is the source of this 5244-nucleotide messenger RNA. RefSeq lists its product as hypothetical. The transcript has a single exon. The record is from RefSeq and is a predicted model, not a curated record. Lineage: Eukaryota; Euglenozoa; Kinetoplastea; Trypanosomatida; Trypanosomatidae. Gene Ontology annotation, molecular function: protein-macromolecule adaptor activity; protein binding. Gene Ontology annotation, cellular component: cytoplasm; TORC1 complex. Gene Ontology annotation, biological process: positive regulation of cell growth; regulation of autophagy; positive regulation of protein serine/threonine kinase activity. The coding region runs from base 1 to 5244 and encodes 1747 amino acids.